GUUGUUCGGAGCAUCCUCGGCUUUUUCCGCCCCACUUCUUACUAUUCUACCUCGUGAAGUGAAUGCAUCUCUAACAACGCAUGAUCUUCUCGUCCUUCCAACUCACUUGAACCCAGGCGAGCGAUGAGGCAGCAGCAGCACCCGAUAUGCGCACCCUCAUCCUCCCCAUCGGUCCUCCAGGAUCCGGCAAGUCCACCUUAACCAACGGCCUACAACAAUUCAUGACCGCCAUCGCCCGCCCAUGCUCUGUUGCCAACCUAGACCCGGCUAACGAUAAUAUCCCCUACGACCCCGCCUUUGAUGUCCGUGACCUCGUCUCCGUGGAGGAGGUGAUGGAGCGCGAGGAGUUGGGGCCCAACGGCGGUGUGCUAUGGGCGAUGGAGGAGGUGGAAGCCAAUAUCGAUUGGUUGGAAGAGAAGAUGAAAGACUGUGAGGAGACGGUGGUGCUAGAUCCGCCGGGGCAGCCGGAGUUGAUGCAGCAUCAUAUGGCUUUGCCAAGGAUACUGCAAAGACUAGAGAAAGUGGGAUGGCGUAUCGUGGUCGUCCAACUCCUCGACUCGGUCGUCCUGACUAGACCGAGUCUCUAUCUUAGCAGCCUCUUGCUGUGCGUGAGAGGCAUGCUACACCUACCGUACCCUAUUGUCAACGUCUUGACCAAGAUCGACAACCUCGCCUCCCUCGGCGGCGCCGACUUGCCCUUCAACCUCGACUUUUACACAGAGGUCCAAGACCUGCACUAUCUCCUCCCCACUCUCGCCGCCGAAAAUCCAACCGCCAAUCCAGAUGCGGACUCGAAGUGGCAGCGCCUAAACGAAGCCCUCAUCGAGCUAAUCUCCAGCUUCGGCCUAGUGGGUUUCGAAACCCUAGCAGUCGAAGACCGCGCUUCCAUGGCUUCCCUCCUCGCCGCCCUCGACCGCGCAAGCGGCUACGUCUUCACGGGCACGCGAGGCACAGACGAGGUGGGAAAGACGGUGGAGGAUGAGGCGAGCGUGUGGGCGCAGGCGAUGAGCGAGCAGUGGGCGGGAAAGAUGGAUGUGAGAGAUGUGCAGGAGCGGUGGAUUGAGCGGAGGGAGGAGUUUGAUGAGGUGGAGAGUGGAGGUAGCGGCACGACAAAGGUCCGAAAGAAGCGCUGAAUCCAAUUCUCCCAGCCAUAGCACGUGAUGCAGGCAGGCACCAUAGCGACCUCUGUCUUCAAGACACCAUCGGGACACUCAACCCACCACUAUGCUCU
Baudoinia panamericana UAMH 10762 is the source of this 1231-nucleotide messenger RNA. RefSeq lists its product as uncharacterized. The record is from RefSeq and is a predicted model, not a curated record. NCBI's taxonomy places the organism in Eukaryota, Fungi, Ascomycota, Dothideomycetes, Mycosphaerellales, Teratosphaeriaceae. Gene Ontology annotation, molecular function: GTPase activity. Bases 147 to 1133 code for a protein of 328 amino acids. The transcript is spliced from 4 exons. Gene Ontology annotation, cellular component: cytoplasm.